Diaporthe amygdali is the source of this 1311-nucleotide messenger RNA. RefSeq lists its product as uncharacterized. The coding region runs from base 1 to 1311 and encodes 436 amino acids. The transcript has a single exon. NCBI's taxonomy places the organism in Eukaryota, Fungi, Ascomycota, Sordariomycetes, Diaporthales, Diaporthaceae. Gene Ontology annotation, biological process: intracellular protein transport; clathrin-dependent endocytosis. Gene Ontology annotation, cellular component: AP-2 adaptor complex; cytoplasmic vesicle. Gene Ontology annotation, molecular function: clathrin-cargo adaptor activity. The record is from RefSeq and is a predicted model, not a curated record.
AUGCUCUCCGGCAUCCUCAUCUUCAACCAAAAGGGCGAGAACCUCAUCUUCCGCGCCUUUCGCAACGACUGCCGCCCCCGCCUCGCCGAUGUCUUCCGCAUCCAGGUCAUCAGCAACUCGCAGGUGCGCUCGCCCAUCCUGACCCUGGGCAGCACCACCUUCAGCCAUGUCAAGCACGAGAACAUCUACCUGGUCGCCAUCACAAAGAGCAACGCCAAUGCCGCCCUCGUCUUCGAGUUCCUCUACCGCCUGAUCCAGCUCGGCCGCGGCUACUUCGGCAAGUUCGACGAGGAGGCCGUCAAGAACAACUUUGUCCUCGUCUACGAGCUGCUCGACGAGAUCAUCGACUUUGGCUACCCCCAGAACACUGAGACCGACACCCUCAAGAUGUACAUCACCACCGAGGGCGUCAAGUCCGAGAACAAGUUCGAGGACUCGGCAAAGAUCACAAUGCAGGCCACCGGCGCCCUCUCCUGGCGCAAGGCCGACGUCAAGUACCGCAAGAACGAGGCCUUUGUCGAUGUCAUCGAGGACGUCAACCUGCUCAUGUCCGCCACCGGCGCCGUCCUGCGCGCCGACGUCACCGGCCAGAUCAUCAUGCGCGCCUACCUGUCCGGCACACCCGAGUGCAAGUUCGGCCUCAACGACAGGCUGCUCCUCGACAACGACGGCCUGCUCAGCCUCCCCAGCGGCAACAGGAUGGGCACAAAGGCAACCAAGGCAGCGGCUGGUAGUGUCACCCUCGAGGAUUGCCAGUUCCACCAGUGCGUCAAGCUGGGCAAGUUCGACUCGGACCGCAUCAUCUCCUUCGUCCCUCCCGACGGCGAGUUCGAGCUCAUGCGCUACCGCGCCACCGAGAACAUCAACCUGCCCUUCAAGGUCCACGCCAUCGUCAACGAGGUCGGCAAGACCAAGGUCGAGUACAGCAUCGGCGUCAAGGCCAACUUUGGCACCAAGCUGUUCGCCACCAACGUCGUCGUCCGCAUCCCCACACCCCUGAACACGGCCAGGAUCACCGAGAGGUGUACACAGGGAAAGGCCAAGUACGAGCCCUCAGAAAACCAUAUCGUGUGGAAGAUUGGAAGGUUCACGGGCCAGAGCGAGUUCGUGCUGAGCGCCGAGGCCGAGCUCACCUCCAUGACCAACCAAAAAACAUGGAGCAGACCGCCCCUGAGCAUGAGCUUCAGCCUCCUGAUGUUCACCAGCAGCGGCCUGUUAGUCAGGUAUCUCAAGGUGUUUGAGAAGAGCAACUACAGCAGUGUGAAGUGGGUCAGGUACAUGACCAGGGCAGGGAGCUACGAGAUCAGGUGA